Molecule: messenger RNA, 3314 nt
Organism: Lolium perenne
Lineage: Eukaryota; Viridiplantae; Streptophyta; Magnoliopsida; Poales; Poaceae
Product: pentatricopeptide repeat-containing protein At5g39350
Biological process (GO): RNA modification
Molecular function (GO): protein binding; RNA binding
Source: RefSeq, a predicted model, not a curated record
CCUAAAUGCGCGCCGCGACCUACGGGUACCAAGCGCUCAAAGAGGCCCUCGCCGCAGCCAUCUCCGCCGCCGGCGACGUACGCCGCCCCCACGCGCUCGCGGUCGUAUCGGGCCUCGCCGGAAACGGAUACGUCGCCUCCCUCCUCGUAUCCCGCUACUUCCGCCUCGGCGCCACCGAUGCCGCGCGCAAGGCGUUCGACGCCGUGCCCGGUGCAGCAUUGUUCCCCGGGCCGGCCUCCGUCGUGCGGCCCAAACCCCUCCUCUACAACGCCAUGCUCCGCGGGUACCUCGCGCACGGACUCCCGCAGCUGGCGAUCGAGCUCUUUCAAGGGAUGGCGUGCCCGCCUGACCACCAUACAUACCACCUUGCCGUUACCGCGUGCGCGCGGGCGUCGGAGUUUGAGCUCGGUCGGCGUAUCGGGAACGAAGCGGCCGCGAGAGGGUUUGCGUCUGACCUCCUGGUUGGGACGGCGCUGGUCGUGAUGCAUUCUGAAGCGGGUGAUACAGAGGCUGCUCGCAUGGUGUUUGAUGGAAUGCGGCACCGAGAUGAUGCGGUGUGGACUGCCUUGAUUGCUGGAUAUGCGCGCGCGGGUCAGUUGGACCAGGCUCUGAGGUUAUUUCAAAAGAUGAGGUCGGCGGAUGGAGUGACCCCCACUGAGUCGACACUGGUGAGCUUGGUUUCUGGGUUUGCAAGUUCUGGUUCUUGGAAGGCUCGUAAUAUGAUGCACACUCUUGUAAUUAGGUCUGGUUUCCACCUGAGCAUCUUUGUUUGCAAUGCUCUCCUGGAGAUGUAUGCUGAGUUUGGCUGUUUGAGCGAGGCUGUGAUGUUGUUUCGCCAGAUGGAGGUGAAGGAUUCCAUCACUUGGAGUACCAUGAUUGGCGGGCUUGUUCGGAAUGGACGGCCAGAUUCUGCUAUUAAGGUUUUCCGUUGGAUGGUGGCGAAUUCGACCGUGUUGCCCACCAGGUCAAUCUUGCUUAAUGCCAUUGUGGCAUGCACUGAGCUGGGUGACCUGGAAGAAGGAAAAUGGAUCGAGCAAAGCUAUGUGCUGGCUAAUUCUAGUGAAUUCAAUAGGGACCCUUCAUUGGUAACUGCACUGAUAUAUAUGUAUGCAAAGUGUGGACAGUUAGAUUGCUCAGUCGGUCUUCUACACGGAGUCGAACAAGUUAGAGAUGAUGUAGUUGCAUGGAAUGCUCUGGUCAAAGGGUGUGCAGUUUUUGGACAAGUGCAAAAGGCAAUUGGAUUUACAGUGGAAAUGCAGAGGCUAGGCAUUCACCCAGAUGCUGUCACGUUCUUGGAGAUCCUACCUAUGAUCUCUUCGAUUCCCGCACUGAAAAAGGGGAUGGAAGCACAUGGUCAGAUUAUUUUAAGAGGUUUCCAGAAUAAAAGGACAAUUGCUAAUUCACUUAUUAGCAUGUAUGGUGGAUGUGGGAGUCUCAGACAUUCACUUGAUGCCUUUAGUGGGAUUGUGGACAAGGAUGUAAUCUCUUGGACUACUAUGAUUCAGGUCUAUGCCUGGAAUGGACAUGCUGCUGAAGCUGUCAAGCUUUUCGAGCUGAUGAAGAAAACAGAAGUGAAACCAAACCGCUACACUUUUCUUACUGGGUUGUCUGCAUGUAGAAACACAGGUCUUGUUGAAGAGGGAAUGGACUUGCUCAAGUGCAUGGAAGAACAAUAUGGUCUUGAGCCGGAUGUUGAGCAUAUAUCAUGUGUUGUUGAUAUGCUCUGUCGUACUGGACGCUUGACUCAUGCAUAUGACCUGAUUAAAAAUACUAUUUCUGAACAUGUUGACAAUACAGUAUUGUGGGGGAUAUUACUAAGUGCUUCCCGUUCCUAUGGGAAUUUGGUAAUUGGAGAAGCAGUGGCCAGACAUCUAUUGUCUCUUGAUCCAGAAAAUCGAGCCAACUAUAAAAUGCUUGCUGAUAUUUAUGUCUCGCUUGGGAGGAGGGAUAGUGCUGAUGAUAUCCUUAGGCUAUCAUUGUCAAGAGGACUGAACUCGAUACCAGGCUGCAGCUGGACCGAAGGUGGCUAAUUAUUGUAAAUACAUGCUAGAAGCAUAUUCGGUCAGGAAUCAGGAUCUGCUCUGCAUAUUUAGGAGAAAUCAACGCCAAUAGAAUUGUCAAACCAGGCUACUGAAACAACUCAGCAGCCAAAACACAAUAGGAGUGCAAACCGUGUCGGUAGUGAUGAAUGAUGAUUAUCCCUGUCUUGACUUUGUCGUCUUGUAUGAAUUCUUUAUGUGAACAUAUUCUGCAAGUGCUAUAGGUCCCAGAAAGUGGCAUCUUGAGGAUGAUAGAUCCUAACUAUUCUUUUCUGUAAUAAUGUUGAAGCUGUGAUACUUUAUACCCUUUUGGUCAACUCAGUCAUGAUUUAUUUACCAGUUUCUCCAGAAUCAGGAUGUGGAAAACCUUUUUCCUUCUCUAUGACCAAGGACAUCUUUUCUGGAGAUAUAUCCCACAACCUAGAAAUGUGCUGAACUAUUUCCUUCCCUUUUUGUAGCAGUUGUUUGAUUGUUUCCCUUAAUAGAUAUGAGUGUUUGUCAUUUUAAUCCAAUUUUUUGGAGCAUAUUUUUUUAUAUGCCAGCAGAUACUUAGAAGUAUCAGAUUGAUAUAACCAUUUGUGCACUUUAUCGUCACGAGUAAAAGUUAUAUCCUGUUCUAGUAUGUUUUUUUGAGAAAACGCAAAGGACCUUUGUUUUUCAUUUCAUUGAAAAGGUAGGGUUUUGCUUACAAUCCUCCUGGAGGUGAGUUACCAACAGGAAACAAACUUAUGUGAUUGAGCAAUCUACUGUCAGAAACUCUUAGCUAAAACAUUAUAAUUUAUAAGAGCAAAGCGACUUUCUCCUUUUCUCUAUGUUCUUGCACAUUUUAUAAAUAUAUUACAAUAGUGUGUCUAUAUAUAUUGCUUGAAGUUAUUAAUUUAUGCGGCAAUGGUUAACUGUGCGGGAAUGGUUAACUGAAAGAGGUGUACAUAGAAGGAGAUGGGUUUCCGGAGGUAAUCGCCUAGAGUAGUUUGGUAACUCGCCUUCAGUUCGUCGCACAACUGCACUCUUCCAUGGCCAUGACACAAGCCUCAGAGUCCUGCAAGGUUUGUGGGGGUGAUUUUAUGUUUAUUUCUUGGUUGACCUAAAUGUAUUAGGUCCUGUCUUUACAUUGAGCCUCUCUUACAUUCUCGAUUACGUAGGAGAAUAAGAUAUGCUGUUCACAAAGAGUUUAUAGAAAAUACGCAACAAAGAGACAAUUAACCUUUUCUGAAACACUAACCUUUUACCUGGGAAUAUAUUUUAGAUGGCGUGAAAUAUUACAAGGUUGUGCAA